This is a messenger RNA of Aethina tumida (small hive beetle), 1469 nucleotides long. It is a transcript of the gene Rpt5, whose product is annotated as 26S proteasome regulatory subunit 6A-B. The coding region runs from base 84 to 1367 and encodes 427 amino acids. Gene Ontology annotation, biological process: proteasome-mediated ubiquitin-dependent protein catabolic process. The record is from RefSeq and is a predicted model, not a curated record. Gene Ontology annotation, molecular function: ATP hydrolysis activity; ATP binding; proteasome-activating activity. The transcript is spliced from 2 exons. Lineage: Eukaryota; Metazoa; Arthropoda; Insecta; Coleoptera; Nitidulidae. Gene Ontology annotation, cellular component: proteasome regulatory particle, base subcomplex.
CAUGACUCGACAGGCAUAAAGUUGACAGUCCGGUUAGGAGAAUAUUUUUCAUUAUAUUUUGCUUAGAAAUACGGUGAGUAAAAAUGUCUACUUUGGAAGAUAAGUCCAUAUGGGAAGAAGGAGAUGAGACCUUGGCAGAAGAAGUUCUCCGCUGGUCCACAGACGAAAUUGUGAGCCGUACAAGAUUGCUGGACAAUGAAAUCAAAAUAAUGAAGAGCGAAGUCUUAAGAAUCAACCACGAGCUCCAGGCGCAAACAGAGAAGAUCAAAGAAAACACCGAGAAAAUCAAGGUGAACAAGACUUUGCCUUAUUUGGUAUCGAAUGUCAUAGAGCUACUCGAUGUUGAUCCUCAAGAAGAAGAGGAAGAUGGAGCCGUUGUUGAUCUCGAUUCACAAAGAAAGGGUAAGUGUGCUGUGGUUAAAACGUCAACCCGCCAGACCUACUUCCUGCCUGUGAUUGGAUUGGUGGAUGAAGAGAAACUGAAGCCAGGUGAUCUAGUUGGCGUAAACAAAGACUCCUAUCUCAUUCUGGAGACUUUGCCUGCAGAAUAUGAUGCUAGAGUAAAGGCCAUGGAAGUAGAUGAGAGGCCAACAGAGCAGUAUUCUGAUAUUGGUGGGUUGGACAAACAAAUCCAAGAACUGAUUGAAGCUGUGGUUCUUCCCAUGACACACAAGGAAAAGUUUGUGAACCUUGGUAUUCACCCACCAAAAGGAGUUUUACUCUAUGGUCCUCCUGGUACUGGCAAAACUCUCUUGGCCAGAGCUUGUGCUGCACAAACUAAAUCCACAUUCUUGAAGUUGGCUGGUCCACAACUUGUGCAAAUGUUCAUUGGUGAUGGUGCCAAGCUGGUUAGAGAUGCAUUUGCUUUAGCUAAAGAAAAAGCUCCAGCUAUCAUUUUCAUUGAUGAACUUGAUGCUAUUGGUACCAAGAGAUUUGAUUCUGAAAAGGCUGGUGAUCGUGAGGUUCAGCGUACUAUGUUGGAGUUGUUGAACCAGUUGGAUGGAUUCAGCUCCACUGCUGACAUUAAAGUAAUUGCAGCUACAAACCGUGUAGACAUUCUAGAUCCAGCUUUGCUUAGAUCUGGCCGUUUGGAUAGGAAAAUUGAAUUCCCUCAUCCAAAUGAGGAAGCAAGGGCUAGGAUCAUGCAGAUUCACUCUAGGAAAAUGACUGUAAAUCCAGAUGUGAACUUUGAAGAAUUGGCAAGAUCCACUGAUGAUUUCAAUGGUGCCCAAUGCAAAGCUGUUUGUGUUGAAGCUGGUAUGAUAGCUUUAAGAAGGAAUGCCACUGCUGUUACCCAUGAAGACUACAUGGAUGCCAUCAUGGAAGUACAAGCGAAGAAGAAGGCAAACUUGAAUUACUAUGCUUAGAUUUGUAAAUUUAGUUGUAAUGUUAGUUAAAAGAGAAUUACCUUUAAUUUUUGUAUGAUGUUCAAAUUUUCGUUUUUGAAAUAAAAAAACUAUUUAAUUUAA